AUGGCCAGGCUGGGGUGGGGGUCGGCGGCGAGCAAAGGGCUGGGGUGGGGGUCGGCGGCGAGCAAAGGGCUGGGGUGGGGGUCGGCGGCGAGCAAAGGGCUGGGGUGGGGGUCGGCGGCGAGCAAAGGGCUGGGGUGGGGGUCGGCGGCGAGCAAAGGGCUGGGGUGGGGGUCGGCGGCGAGCAAAGGGCUGGGGUGGGGGUCGGCGGCGAGCAAAGGGCUGGGGUGGGGGUCGGCGGCGAGCAAAGGGCUGGGGUGGGGGUCGGCGGCGAGCAAAGGGCUGGGGUGGGGGUCGGCGGCGAGCAAAGGGCUGGGGUGGGGGUCGGCGGCGAGCAAAGGGCUGGGGUGGGGGUCGGCGGCGAGCAAAGGGCUGGGGUGGGGGUCGGCGGCGAGCAAAGGGCUGGGGUGGGGGUCGGCGGCGAGCAAAGGGCUGGGGUGGGGGUCGGCGGCGAGCAAAGGGCUGGGGUGGGGGUCGGCGGCGAGCAAAGGGCUGGGGUGGGGGUCGGCGGCGAGCAAAGGGCUGGGGUGGGGGUCGGCGGCGAGCAAAGGGCUGGGGUGGGGGUCGGCGGCGAGCAAAGGGCUGGGGUGGGGGUCGGCGGCGAGCAAAGGGCUGGGGUGGGGGUCGGCGGCGAGCAAAGGGCUGGGGUGGGGGUCGGCGGCGAGCAAAGGGCUGGGGUGGGGGUCGGCGGCGAGCAAAGGGCUGGGGUGGGGGUCGGCGGCGAGCAAAGGGCUGGGGUGGGGGUCGGCGGCGAGCAAAGGGCUGGGGUGGGGGUCGGCGGCGAGCAAAGGGCUGGGGUGGGGGUCGGCGGCGAGCAAAGGGCUGGGGUGGGGGUCGGCGGCGAGCAAAGGGCUGGGGUGGGGGUCGGCGGCGAGCAAAGGGCUGGGGUGGGGGUCGGCGGCGAGCAAAGGGCUGGGGUGGGGGUCGGCGGCGAGCAAAGGGCUGGGGUGGGGGUCGGCGGCGAGCAAAGGGCUGGGGUGGGGGUCGGCGGCGAGCAAAGGGCUGGGGUGGGGGUCGGCGGCGAGCAAAGGGCUGGGGUGGGGGUCGGCGGCGAGCAAAGGGCUGGGGUGGGGGUCGGCGGCGAGCAAAGGGCUGGGGUGGGGGUCGGCGGCGAGCAAAGGGCUGGGGUGGGGGUCGGCGGCGAGCAAAGGGCUGGGGUGGGGGUCGGCGGCGAGCAAAGGGCUGGGGUGGGGGUCGGCGGCGAGCAAAGGGCUGGGGUGGGGGUCGGCGGCGAGCAAAGGGCUGGGGUGGGGGUCGGCGGCGAGCAAAGGGCUGGGGUGGGGGUCGGCGGCGAGCAAAGGGCUGGGGUGGGGGUCGGCGGCGAGCAAAGGGCUGGGGUGGGGGUCGGCGGCGAGCAAAGGGCUGGGGUGGGGGUCGGCGGCGAGCAAAGGGCUGGGGUGGGGGUCGGCGGCGAGCAAAGGGCUGGGGUGGGGGUCGGCGGCGAGCAAAGGGCUGGGGUGGGGGUCGGCGGCGAGCAAAGGGCUGGGGUGGGGGUCGGCGGCGAGCAAAGGGCUGGGGUGGGGGUCGGCGGCGAGCAAAGGGCUGGGGUGGGGGUCGGCGGCGAGCAAAGGGCUGGGGUGGGGGUCGGCGGCAAGCAAAGGGCUGGGGUGGGGGUCGGCGGCGAGCAAAGGGCUGGGGUGGGGGUCGGCGGCGAGCAAAGGGCUGGGGUGGGGGUCGGCGGCGAGCAAAGGGCUGGGGUGGGGGUCGGCGGCGAGCAAAGGGCUGGGGUGGGGGUCGGCGGCGAGCAAAGGGCUGGGGUGGGGGUCGGCGGCGAGCAAAGGGCUGGGGUGGGGGUCGGCGGCGAGCAAAGGGCUGGGGUGGGGGUCGGCGGCGAGCAAAGGGCUGGGGUGGGGGUCGGCGGCGAGCAAAGGGCUGGGGUGGGGGUCGGCGGCGAGCAAAGGGCUGGGGUGGGGGUCGGCGGCGAGCAAAGGGCUGGGGUGGGGGUCGGCGGCGAGCAAAGGGCUGGGGUGGGGGUCGGCGGCGAGCAAAGGGCUGGGGUGGGGGUCGGCGGCGAGCAAAGGGCUGGGGUGGGGGUCGGCGGCGAGCAAAGGUCACUCUCUGCUGUCCGUGGCCCACAGAGAUAUUACACAGUUCUUCAAAGUGCUGAUUUUAUCCCACUCUGACUACAAAUGUGUUGCCUACGGGUCAGCAGCACCACCUGUACUGAGCUCGCUGGACCCCGUUCACCACCCAGGCGUGUGUUCACAAGGCUCAUACAGAAGGCCCUGA
Messenger RNA from Schistocerca cancellata (South American locust), 2226 nucleotides. RefSeq lists its product as uncharacterized. Bases 1 to 2226 code for a protein of 741 amino acids. The record is from RefSeq and is a predicted model, not a curated record. The transcript has 3 exons. NCBI's taxonomy places the organism in Eukaryota, Metazoa, Arthropoda, Insecta, Orthoptera, Acrididae.